Molecule: messenger RNA, 1292 nt
Organism: Diuraphis noxia (Russian wheat aphid)
Lineage: Eukaryota; Metazoa; Arthropoda; Insecta; Hemiptera; Aphididae
Product: nucleolar MIF4G domain-containing protein 1
Biological process (GO): ribosomal small subunit biogenesis
Cellular component (GO): nucleolus
Molecular function (GO): protein binding; RNA binding
Source: RefSeq, a predicted model, not a curated record
UUUUUUCGAGCAAACGUCAAACCUAAUCKKCGAGAAAAGUGGCAAUUUGUUAACUAUUAGCAUUUUGCAUUCGUUGUCGAUUAAUAGAUCUWUAAGAUCAAAAGAUACCUAUUACAUUCGACAUAUUUUAUCUUUCAAAAAAUAUUUAUUAUUAUUGUUAAUUCAYUGUUUCAUCAAUCACACUGUGAUACAAAAAACUUAAAAUGAAGAGCAAAUCUUCUGUAAAAACCAGCUCAGAACAACGAUUUGUUUUCAAAUCAAGGAAAGCUGAACGCAAAGCCAUGCGCCAAAUGAAAAAACAGAADAAGGGACACUUGCAACAAAUGAUAACUAAAGAACUUACUGUACAAAAGGUAAACGUCAAAAAAAAAUUGCCAAAAACUUCAAACACAACUGACUGGCGAGUAUUAGAUAGAAAUAAAGAAAAAAUCGAAGAAAUUAAAUUACAAAAACAAUUUGAGAAAAGUCGUCGUGASCAAAUGAAACAUGCUAAUGAAGAUGAAGAUAAAGAGAUCAAAAGAUUGGCCAAACAUUUAAAAUUAGAUAAGAGGAAAACAGUUGGAAAAUCUUUUAUUGAUGAUGGACUUGAUUACUUGUUGGAUGUGUGUGAUCCUGAGACACGUAAGAAUUGUUCGUCUUUAAAAGAAAGUUUGAUGGAUAUUGAUUCAAAUUUUGAUGAUGAUUAUAAUACUGUUAAUUCUAUAAAUAAUAAUAAUAAAAAGAAAGAGCCAAAAAUUAAAUCCCAAAAAAAAGUAACGUUUGAUUGUUCUGAUAACUCAUCUAAUGAAGAAACUUUUAAUUAUGAGCAUGACAAUGAAAAUGCAUCUGAUGACGAUAUUUUGGAUGAUGAAUUUGAAGAUGGAAGUUUAUCUGGUGAAGAAACUCUUGAUGAAGAUUAUGAUGAUGAAAGUAUAUCUAACGAAAAAAAUUUUGGUAAUGAMGAUACAUUUGAUUACAACCAUGAAGAAGAAUUUGAUUAUGAUGAUGAAGAAGAAGAAGAAUUUUCUGACAGUAAACCUGAUGAAUAUGAAGUCUUAGUAAAAUUAGAUAAUAAUGAUGGUACAAAAACAAUAAGUACAAAAGAAGAUAUUUAUGGUAGAAUAAAGAAAUCUGAUGGUACUAUAGUGGAACAUUCAAUAGCUUAUGUACCUCCACAUUUAAGRAAAAAACAAAAUGAAGAAUCUGAAGAACUUAAACGUCUCAGGCAACAAGUUAAAGGGCUGUUAAAUAGAUUAGCAGAAACUAAUAUGCAUAGCAUUAGUCGACAGGUACAAUACAGGAAUUUUAACUAA